UAUGAAUAUGACGUAAUGUAUGAAAUACUACUUGCACUACCACUGACUACCUUAGGAUGGGGCUCUUUCAUUUGCCCGGUGGUGUAUAGCUGGCAAAGAAGAAGAUGGGUACGCCUACAGUUUGUUAAAAGCGAGCACGUCGCGGAAGUACCUAACAAUGGCCGCCAAGAUGAUAUACAUGACGGGACAAAGAGCACAAAUGACUCCGAUCCUGUAUGUGGGACAGGUGACUCUAAUGUGACAGUCUCUCGGGGGCUUUGGUCUUCAAAUCAUGCCCAGAAGAGAAAGUUAAUCCUCCAUGUCGACCUCAACAACACCAUACUGGUGUCGGAUGCCGCGAGGGAUCAGGGGACUGUAGCUGCUCUGGACCAUUUCCUCACCACUGUCACCUGGGGAAGAAUGAGCAAACACGGAAAGUGGGAAUGGCUGAGUGACUCGCCCUCUCUGCUCCCACCAUGCAAGGAUGCUGUUAGUUACUACUCUCAGUUUGGAGCGAUACCUGGUUUCACCUCCACUGCAGGACGACGUUUCCAUGGGGCUCUGGAAGAACAUCUGGAUCUACUCCGCUGGCCCAAGGGCCUCAAGGGAGACAGGGAGCUGUCUGUAAAAGGAGAGGAUGGACGGCUGUACCACUGGAUCCUUCCCUCCUUCUUCCAGCUGCUUAAAGACCUGGCAGCAGAAAGAUGGGAGUUUGCCAUCCUCUUUCGUACCUUUGGAAUCGACCUACCUCGUGUGCUGAGAGCCUUACACAGAGCAGUGAGUGAGGGGGCUCAUCCACUGUUCCCUGAUCUGCCUGACCUGAAGUUAAGUAUGAAUACAACUCCAGGCAGAAUCCGCUGCAGCAAGAGGGGAGUCGUUGUGAGCCGAGCCGAGGACUGUGUCUCGACUCAAGAUGGAGAGAGAGGCCUGUACCAGUUCUUCAGCUCGGUUCAGGGCGUGGGAGGCUUCCAGGACCACUAUGACUGGUGGGUUACUAAUGCCUACUCCAUCCGCGGGGGGAAGCCGCUGUGGGUCGACCCCUUUGACCAUCACGUUCAGCACAUCUUCAUAGAUGACAACAUACGACAGAACGACAAGGACACCGUCGUUAAUCCCAAGGUUUUCUUGUAUCCAGGUGGCACUGAAACCCGUACAGCCUGCAUCUCUGAACUGUAUGACAUCACACUGGUCCAGACCGACCUCCUCCGGGCCAUCUCUGAUACUCACUACUUCACUCAGCGUGUCCACAUCUGUCUGGAAAACUAUGAGAGGAAUCUCCAGCAGGGAGCAGGCUAGAACACAAUAUGUGACCACCUCCAGUUUAGCUUUACAGUACUGUUAGUUACUGAAGUCGAAUGAGUCCACUGAAACACACACGGUGGAAGGUUACGUGUGUGUGUGUGUGUGUGUGUGUGUGUGUGUGUGUGUGCGCGCGCGCAUUAGUUGUGUCCAUUCAGAACUUAAAGGUAAUACUUGAAUACUCUGUCAGGAGAAGCAUCUGAUUAUAGUGUGUGUGAUACUGCAUAAACACAUUGCGACUGGACUGUGGUCAAAAAAUUCUUGUGAAAAAUGUAAUCUGAUGAAUUUGUGUGGAAAUUAUGGUAAUGUUAGCUUUGAGGGUUUUAAGAUAUAUUUAUUAAGCUUCAAGUGAGAUUUAAUUAAUAGCUUUAUUUCUGUCCGGUCAGUUUUAUACAUACAACAGAAUGCAAACUUCCAAUAAUGAAAAAUAGUUAAAGGCAGGUUUUGAGGACUAUAGAAAGCAGUGGCAUGAUGACACCAGUGUUAGUCUUUUCACAGUACUGUAUACAGGGUGUUGGGUUUCUGUCAAAUGUAAAACUACCUAAUAUGCAGCAGAAUGGAUUCUGACACACUGUCGGCUUUAUCAUUAGAUUUUUCGUGUACUUGUGCAUUCACUUCUAAAUAGCUUUUUAAUUCUGUAGCUGGUCGAAAUGGAGCUGAUAUGAACUAGCCUGUAAACCUUGGGUAGAUUAAUGUGUAGCAAUGCAUCACAUUUGAUGUAUUUUGGCAUUUAAGAUAGGAUUCUAUAAACGUGAUUGCAGCUGUAACUAUAAAUGUUGUGGAGUAAGACGUCUAAGGCGGCAUAAUUAUAAAUAUUCAACUAAAGCAUGUAGUGCUAGUAAGGUCUGGAACUGCCAUUCAUGCAUCAUUACGCAUGCUGAACCUGUGGGGGCCUCUUGUGCAAGUAACAACAGCUUCCACAAAAUAACCACACAAACACCCCAGUGUGUUUGUUUGCACUAAACUAGUCGUGCAUUACUUGAGUUGUCGGCUGAAUCACAGGGUCUAAAUGAGAUGGUAGCGUUGCAUGAGGUGUGCAGUCACUGUGAUAAAAAGCUCUCCUCUCUCUCAGAGCCAAAACAUUUCAACACAUUAUGAUUAGGCUAUAAGAGUGAUGACUGAGGCAGCAGCCCUGUGUGCAGGUCCAAUAACAAACAGCCAGACACUUGUAGUUCACUUUAUCUUCAUUUGGGAUGAGACCAAGCCUGAUCUCCUGCUGCGUUUUCUUGCAGCUCACAAAUGUUAUAUACUUUAAAAUUAUAAGGACCAACAACAGCUCCAGGUAAAUUUGAAACAAACUGAACUAUCCACACACAGCAGGCCGAUGUGUCAUUUACCAAAUUUGUCAUCCACAAUUUGGUAAAUGUGUUGCUCUGAAACCAAACUGUAUUUUUUAAUCACUACACCAGUGUUAACACGCUCCAUGCCCGUCCUGCCAAAUAAUAUUUUACACUAAGAAAACGUCAAGUGUAUAUAUGUUCCCAUUAAAAGUGUUUUUCAGAA
Molecule: messenger RNA, 2781 nt
Organism: Monopterus albus (swamp eel)
Lineage: Eukaryota; Metazoa; Chordata; Actinopteri; Synbranchiformes; Synbranchidae
Exons: 7
Coding region: 16-1275 (419 amino acids)
Source: RefSeq, a predicted model, not a curated record